This is a messenger RNA of Caenorhabditis sp. 36 PRJEB53466, 816 nucleotides long. The record is from the annotation of a GenBank genome assembly. NCBI's taxonomy places the organism in Eukaryota, Metazoa, Nematoda, Chromadorea, Rhabditida, Rhabditidae.
AUGAGCCCUCUCGACUAUCUGAACGUUGGCAUGCUGCUCACCGGCGCUCUUGUCCUGCUGCUCGGCUGUGGAGGCAAGAAGAAGGCCCCGUGAGGUUCUCUCACUUCUUCGAGAUCCUAAGAACACUUUCCAGACCAUCAAAGACUCCGUCCAAAAUGACGCCACCACCACCGGCUCCUGCUCCGCCCGCACCUCCUGCGCCCGCAGCUGAUCCCGCUGCUCCAGCAGCUGAUGCCGCUGCGCCCGCAGCUCCGGAUGCUCCAGCUGCGGAAGGAGAGAAGAAGGAAGAAAAGAAGGACGAAGAGAAGAAGGACGAAGAGAAGAAGGACGACAAGGAGAAGAAGAGUGAGAAGAAGGCGGAAGACAAGGAUAAGAAGAGCGAAAAGAAGGAUGACGAGAAGAAGAGCGAAGUGAAGGAUGCGGACAAGAAGGACGACGAAAAGAAGGACGACGAAAAGAAGGACGACGAAAAGAAGGAUGAAAAGAAGGAAGAAAAGAAGGAGGAAAAGAAGGAAGACAAGAAGGAGGAAAAGAAGGACGAAAAGAAGGACGAAAAGAAGGACGAAAAGAAGGAGGAAAAAAAGGAGGAAAAGAAAGAAAAGUCGAAGAAAUCGAAGAAGUCGAAGAAGUCUUCGAAGUCCAAGAAGUCCAAGAGGGAAAAGAAGGAAGAAAAGAAGGAUGACGACAAGAAAGAGGAAGAGAAAAAGGAAGAUGAGAAGAAGGAUGACGUGAGUUUGAAUGGAUCCUUUCUCCCAGGCUGAUAUUGUCUGUUUUCAGGACAAGAAAGAGGACGACAAGGAGGACAAGAAGGAGUGA